AAGUUACUUCACAAUUCAUCUAAUAACAAGUAGUCAUGGUCAAAUUGAGAUUAUAAAGUUGAUAAAUCGUAGCAAGCGACGACUAGUCUUACUUGCAGACUGAUUAAUAUUGUUUAAAGUGUAAAUUCAUAAUAAAUUUUUUGAAACUUGUGAAUGUGAAUUUGAGCGAAGAAUAUGCCAAAGCUUACUUUGCUUUUGUUUCUUAUAACUACAACAAUAAACAACAUUGUAUUAGCAGAACCAGUUCAUGAUGCAAGAGUAAUUAUUGUUGGGUCAGGAGCAGCAGGUAUAGCCGCUGCGUCGAAAUUGCUUCAAAAUGGCUUUACUGAUGUCAAAAUUAUUGAAGCUGAAAACCGAAUUGGUGGUCGGCUUUGGGCAGUUAAAAUCGGCGAUUAUAUGAUGGAUAUGGGAGGCCAAUGGGUACACAGUGAAGAAGAUAACGUUUCCUUCGAACUAGCCUGGCCUUUAGGACUCCUUGAACACUUUAAUUACAGCCAUGUUUUUACCACAAGAUUCUUCAAUUCUUCUGGUGAACAAUUGCUUCCAGAAGUACUCAGCAAUAUCACUUAUUUUUAUCUUAAUCUAACGGAAAAUUCUGAUGUUAAUGAUAUUGCAAAAGCUGAGUCUUAUGGAGAUUUCAUAGUAGAAAAAAUGGAAGAAUACUUCAAAAGAUUGCCAGAGGUUACAGAUGACAUGAAGAAUUUGAUUUUGUAUCUUUUUAACUUGGUACAAGGAUCUUCUGAUGGCUCUGAUGAUUGGACGAAACUUUCACCUAAGAUGCCAAGAGAUUACCCAGUUUGUAAAGGCGAUUUGUCGAUUAAUUGGAAAGAGCGCACUUAUACUACAAUAUUGGAUAUCCUGAUGAAGAAAUAUCCGAAUCCGACAGAAGAACUACCAGUUUUGAAAAAUAAGAUUUCAAAUUCAAAAGUUGUUAAAAUAAAUUUUGAUUCAUCAGAUGCACCAGUUGAAAUUACUACUGAAGAGGGUAAAAAAUAUUUAGCUGAUCAUAUUAUUGUAACGCCGUCUUUAGGAGUUUUAAAAGCUGAUUAUGAAAAAUUGUUCAAUCCGCCUUUACCAGAUAAAAAAAUUAAUGCUAUUCAAAUAACCUAAUGGUUAUUGUAUUGACCAUUGACGAGGACAGAUGGCGCCACAGUAGAACUUUCUCGCAUGUGCUUGUGCAUAGAGUAGUUUCAAUAUAUAGGAAUUGACAACGGGGAAUCCUCAAGGCGGUCCAACAAGUCAUGGUUGGAAACCUGUAAAGGCUCGACGAUGCGAUUGACGUCUUCAAUUACGAGUAAAUGGAGUACUCUAACGAAUUGAACUCAACAGCCUCGGGGAGAUGGGCCCUUACCGGGGAAGAAGUAAUGCAACUUCCAUACCGUUAAGGGGUGUGCUUUGAAUGGCUUUACAGUGAUGUAUCGCCGUCGGCAUAUGAGUAAUUACCAUCUCGUUCCUCGUCCCGUGAGGAAUCCUUUUGUCAUUUUCAAUCAUUAACUUUAUCAU
Cotesia glomerata is the source of this 1503-nucleotide messenger RNA. Its product is annotated as probable polyamine oxidase 5. Lineage: Eukaryota; Metazoa; Arthropoda; Insecta; Hymenoptera; Braconidae. The record is from RefSeq and is a predicted model, not a curated record. The transcript is spliced from 5 exons. Bases 175 to 1110 code for a protein of 311 amino acids. Gene Ontology annotation, molecular function: polyamine oxidase activity.